AUGCUGCGCCUGGCGGCCGGACUGGUCGUGUUGGCCAUUCCUUUGAGCAUCAGUGGAUGUGGCGAGACCAAGGACUCCGCCAUAGAGACGAUGUGUGAUUUCUCUCUGAAGCGGGGACAAUGCUCGAGAUGUAUGUGUAUGGGGAAGACCGGGAAGUGUACUGGAGAGGUACAUUGCAUUGCUUGCAGCGCCCCAUACACUUUUGUGAAGGCGAACGACACCGCGAUGCCCUUCAGGCAUGGCACUUGCACCAUAGAGUGUUUGGAUGUAGCAAGGCCACAGAUGCCGAAAAAUGCCUUAGAUUUCAAUGGAAAGGAAUGGCCUACAGCCUGUUGGAACGGAACUGACGAGCAGCACUUCUUCAUCAUUGGGGAUUGGGGCGGUAUCCUGCAGAGUGGCGCAAAGCCAUUAACCUUCAAGAACCGUCCAAACAUAGUUGAUCCCAUCGAUCUCUAUGCGCAGAGUUAUGUGGCCGACAAAAUGGCUGAUGUAGCUGCAGAGAAGGAGCCGAAGUUCAUCAUCAACGGGCCUGGCUUAGCUGGCGUUGAAUGGUGGGGUGUCCUUGGCAAUCAUGACUAUGGGGGAUAUCACUACAACGUUCACUGGGACCAGAACAUUUUCUACACUUGGCAUGCGCCCAAUAGCCGGUGGCUUACCCCAGCCUUGUUCUGGAAGCGGAAGGCCCAGUUCCGGAACUUCUCGGCAGACUUCUUUUUUGUCGACACCAACAAAGUGGAUACCUACCAAACUCCGGACGUGGAUCCAGAGCACAACAUUUGUGCUAGAUCUCACAACGUUCCCCCUCAGCCUUUGGGAUGCAAUGGCACUUCCAUCACAAGUCCUGACACUUGCUGGAGUUUUUUUCGACGACCUGUGGAGUCGGCAGAAAUCUUGGCUGGCGCAGCAGCUGGAGACCUCCUCUGCCGAUUGGCAGAUUAUCGUGACUCAUUAUCCACCUUACUUCGAACCAUGUCGGGGGAGACCCCUUAUGUCAUCAGUGGCGGUGGUGGCGGCAUCACUUCAGAGAUUUUGCCGACGAAGACUGGGGAAGACGAUGGAUAUGGCUUCAUGGAUGUGAUUAUCAAACACGACUCCAUGCACAUUUACCUGUAUUCCCAUGGUGGUGUUGAUAAGAAAACCAUCAUCCGGCACACCAUGCAAGUGAGGCUCAAUCUCUCCAACAUCAAGAGGGAUAUCGACGAGGAGGACGAGUACAGUGAGGAGGAUUUUGAGAACAAGGUGGGCUCUGAGGCCAUUGGCAUGACAGUGCCAAAGGCACAGCAGGUCCACAACAACAUCCCACCGCUGGCACUCGGCGGCAUAGGAGAUCCCGCACCACCGAAAGCCACCUCCAAGACCCUAAAGAAACAUGGGCUCGUGCCUCUGGCGGAAGUGUUCAAGCGCAAAGCUCAAAGAAAUUUCAGGGAUUUGAGCAUGUACUGUGAUGACCUCACUUUGCUGAUGAAGCCGAGAGGCCCCAAGAAGACCAUGUCCAAAUCCAAAUCUGCAGUUCAACUGCCGCCGCUGGUGCACGAAGCGGGACAGAACUCGCCUGGUGACGUGGCGCCGCCCCUGCCGCCGGAUCUCACACGUUCGGGCUGGCAUUAUCCCACGCAGGCCAUUGUGCAUGACCACUUCCACUACCAUUAUCAUGUUCCUGCUGAUUCUCUGCCUUGA
Molecule: messenger RNA, 1677 nt
Organism: Durusdinium trenchii
Lineage: Eukaryota; Dinophyceae; Suessiales; Symbiodiniaceae
Source: the annotation of a GenBank genome assembly